Messenger RNA from Plasmodium knowlesi strain H, 3567 nucleotides. Its product is annotated as conserved protein, unknown function. The coding region runs from base 1 to 3567 and encodes 1188 amino acids. The record is from RefSeq and is a predicted model, not a curated record. The transcript has a single exon. Lineage: Eukaryota; Apicomplexa; Aconoidasida; Haemosporida; Plasmodiidae.
AUGAUACCGCCCAGAAAUGUUUUGCUCAAAAUUGAGCGGGAAAUAACCAUUUUCCGCCAGCUCAAGAGACUAAAUAAGAUUGAUAGUGAAACGAGGCGUCUUCAGGGGAAUGGCGAGGGAACACUGGAAGCGAGUAGUGCGCGCAACAGGCACAGGGAUAGCAAGGUGUAUCUCACAAGUAGCAAAAUAAGUAAAGACAAUUCACGUGUUAGCGCGCUCCAUUUGAAGGGGAAGAAGGAUGCCCGAUGGGAAGAUAGCAAUGCUAACUACACAAACAUACACACACAGAUUCACACACAUGGUGACAAGAGGAAUGUAACGAGUCAAAACGAAGGAGAGCGUUACAAUAACAGAAUUUUAUCAAGCCGAUUGCAAAAUAUCAGGGAUAGUAAUCCCCCAAGUGGUAAGGGAAGCCAGUGGCCGUUGCCGCGCAAUGACCAAUCAGGAAGUACCCCCACACACGGAAAUGGAAACCCGAAUUUGUACAUAAACAAAUUGCACGAUUACCUGGACAUUGCGCAAAAAUCAGAAAAUGAAAAAAUAAAAAUAAAUAAAAUAUUAAACAGAUUGAGAAACGAAAACUUAACCAUACAUACAAUCCUAGAGGUACUAAAAAGUUUGUGUAUCAUUUUGUUAAAGAGGACUCCUCAUAAUUUGGAUAAUUUAAUACCAGUAGAUUAUUUGAAUACAAAAAAUGCAGUGAAAAAAUACAAUAGUUAUUUCGAGGAAUAUUUUACCCAUGUGGAGAGGUAUAUACAGAACUACAUUUGCCUUAUUAACGAACGAAAUAUUUUUGACCUCUUCAAAUAUAUGUACUAUCUCAAUUAUGCUUUAAAUUUGGAGGUUAUUGAACUACUGUUGGAGAAGUUUUACCUACACAUGGAAAAACUGGAUAAUUUGAAAACGGUGCAGAUAUUCUACAUGGUCCAGUCCUUCUACAAGCACUUUUAUUCGAAGGAAGUGGACAGUUACCUCACCCUAAUUGUGGAUGACAAAAUAAGUACGACUUACAACGAUGAACUCGUUAGGGGAAAACCAACCUAUUGGAGUCACCCCUCGCAAGAUAACAAAUAUACCUUUGGGGACCUGUUUGGCGAGAGUUCCUCAAAAUGGACCCUAGGUAGUAACACGAGUGGUCUGUUUACAAGUGGGUCCCAAGAAAGGAACGACGACUUCCUACGGAGAGAGACACCCCCCCUGUGGAGAGAAGAGCUAAAAGGCGAACACAACGAUGGGGAAAUAACAAAUUUUGUUUCCCCAAAUAAUGCACGUGUAAACGAAAGAAGAAUUGGAGAGUCUCUCUUUUUCAAAUCACCUGGAAGUGGUAACCCCAUGGAAGUGGCAACGUCGAUACAGGGGCAAGAAUUUGGAGACUCUUCAAAACAUAUGAAUGAUCCCACUGCAAAGAGGAGAAAAAAUAUAGAAGAGGAUGAAAUUUUGACAAUUUUUAAGUACAUGGAAAAUUUUCACCAUAAAAUGAAUUUCUACUAUACAGAUAAAGUGAUGACAUUUUUGAAAAAAAAUCGAAAUGAACUCUCCACGGAUACUCUCCUAUGUGUAGCGAACAUUUACCUAAACGGUGCUGACGAAAAUAUGAGCAGGAAUUUAACCCAAGUAUUACACGAUCGAGUGGACCACAUGAAUGAGGACCAGUUAGUACGGCUAGCUGACUAUUUGAAGAGAGCAAAAAAUGUUGAGAGCAUAAUCAUAGAAGGCGUGAUGGUGAGGGAUAAAAAAGACGGUAACCAGGACAUUCCAUUGGUCAGUAAAAUUCUGCAAAAAAUAAAAAAGGAUAACGAAUUGAUCACCCCGAAUAAUCUUGCAGCGGUGUAUUUAAACAUGCAUGAAGUUUUCAACAAAUUGUUGCCCUCCUCAGUUAACAUUACCUACGGAAAAGAUGACCCUCUACAGAGGCAGAUGAAAAAAAAGGAAAGUAACCAAGACCCCCGUGAGGAUGGUACUUUAGAUACGGUGGCAGAUAGGGAAAAUAUUCCCACCAUGGCUAACAUGUCCAUUGGAGAUGACAAAAAAGGCUUGGUCAUGACAACAGGAGGUGUAUUAGAGAAAAAUUCUCUUACGCAAGAAAUGAUUAAAUUCUGUGAUAACUACGUGAACAGCAUUACUCAUUUUCCAUCCGUCCUGAGCCUGUACCUUUUGUACAUAAAAAAUGAUGCGAUAAAAAAUAAGACAAUACAGGCAUUUGAAAAAAAAAUAAAAAUGAAUAAACACAAAUUGACGCAAGAAAAUAUUUCCAAUAUAAUUCUGUCGUUGAGUAUUUACCCCUACCACACGACGCAGAUGUUUACGUAUUUGGAAAAUGUAAUCGGUGAAAAAUUAAUGAGCGGGGGGGGGCGCGCUGACGAAGCGGGUGUGAUAUCAUCAGGAGAGGAAACCACGGGUGUAGCUACUCCAGUUGUAGCUACCACGGGAGUGGGUGCAACGGUAGAAAAUGAUGUAAACUAUUCGAAACACCCCAUGUAUGUGGACGCCAACUACCUAAUUGACAUAUCACUCGCCUUUGGAAUCGCCGGGAGGAAGAAUCUAAACCUGUGGAAGUUUAUAGAUGUUCGCAAAAUAGUUCUCACGUGUAAUAAAAAACUGCUCCUAUACCUAUCAUAUAGUUUUCUACUUACCAAUUAUGUCUGUCCCGUGUCGUGGUUUUUCCUUAUAAAAAGGAUUGUGGAUGAUGUGAGGGCCUUCAACAAAAAACAGUAUGAAUUAUUGUAUGAAAUAUUGAAGUGUGCCAUGAUGUUUAACUACAUAGACUUGAAUAAUUUUUCCAAUGGAAAUUCAUUCGGUUAUGUAGAUCGCUGGAAAGGCAAUCAGCUAUUGGAGGACAAUUCCUUCAACAGUUACAACAAUAAGAAUAGUAACUCACCUAGCCAUUUUAUUAAGACAUUUCAGUACCUUCUGAAUUCAUCGUAUUUUCACUACAAAAUGAAGUUGAUAAAUAAUCAGUAUAUUUCUAAAGUUCCGUACGAAGAGGUUUUUAAUUACUUAAAAUUAAAGUAUGAAAAAAAUGUGGAAUUUAAACAGUUGUAUAUAAUGCCAUAUUUGCUAACAGACUACAACGUUAUCAUUGACCCGCUACCCAGUACUCCUAUUCACAGAUGCAGUGGAUACAUCAUGGGAGAAAUACAACUGAAGCACAAAGUAUUUCAGUGCGAUAACUAUGUGGUUUUGUCUUUUUAUGAUGGCAUGUGGGAUGAAUUUUUAAAGGCAUCACAUACAGGCGGAGAGGUCGCUUACGAUAUCAAAGCCUUAGCGGAACACUUCAAAACAUACACAGAGUCACACAUAAAAAUUAAAAUUAACAAGGCUCCCACGGCUCGCGCAGAUGUCGGUAUGCACAACAGCGGUGGGACGAAUGCACCAUUUGCGAUUGACAAUAAAAACAAAGCCGGUGGACCCCCACCAGGCGUUCAUUAUCUCAAAUACAUAAAGAAGGACUCCACACAAGAGCAAAGAAACAAGUACCUAACACACAAGCCCAACAGUAUGAGCUCCAAUCAAGAUCAAAACAAAUACUUAAAAAUUAAAACAAAAGUGGGGAGGAAAGCGCCCUGA